Molecule: messenger RNA, 1809 nt
Organism: Rasamsonia emersonii CBS 393.64
Lineage: Eukaryota; Fungi; Ascomycota; Eurotiomycetes; Eurotiales; Trichocomaceae
Exons: 7
Coding region: 1-1809 (602 amino acids)
Source: RefSeq, a predicted model, not a curated record
AUGUUGAAGCUCUCUCAACUGUUUGACGCAAAAGGUCGCAACAGCGCAGAGGCGAACGAGUCCUCCCACGCUCAUCACCCAUCACAAUCUUCAGUCUCCGCCGAUUCAUCCUCCCAAAUAUCUCCCGUCGUAUCGGUCUUCUCCUCCAGGGUUCAUAGCAAAUUCUCGAGCUCUGUUUCCUCUCUGAUCUCCUCAUCCGGCAUGGGGAACUCCAUGGAGGGCUCUGGUUUGCAUAAAAAGCAACUACGAGAGGUGAAGGAAGAGCCCAUCGAGCGCGGGAGCGAUGAGAUUGAGAGUGACUACUUUCAACACUUUGACCACUAUUAUCCUACCGAAACAUACCACGAUGAGACAUAUUCGUCAACUCUAGAUUCCGACGGAUAUGAUCUCACCGACAGGUACCUAGAUAUUGCCCAAUCGCCAACAAAGAGACGGCGGUCGGGAAGUUUAUCUUCAAGAAUAUCUUCAAGAGGGCUAUCGCGAAUCGGUACGCGCAUCUCGACCAUGUCAGCCAGGUGGCGAUCCAAACAUUCGUCACGCUCGUCUGAUGUGGCGUAUGUGGAGGAGGAGACAAUGGGGGAUGAUCUUCGAUCGCGCGCAAAUUCGGCAUCAUCAACAUUGAAUCCGAUUUCCAGGGUUGCUUCGAUCUCCCAAUCGAUCUCCCAAUCUCCAGUGAGAACCGCCCACGGGCCGCGAAGGAGCGAUACCAGUGUGCUGCCAAUAGAUAUUGAAAAGGCCAACCGUCCAAGCACGGAUGACUCAGAGCCUCAAGCCAGCACGCCUUUGCUCCCACCUUUAUUAUCGGAACAUUCGUCAGCUGCAGACGAGCCCGUCAAUUCGCCGUUAGAGUCACCAUCCGUCGCAGAUGUGACUGAGGAAACUAGUCUUCCCGGCACUACCAGUGCAUGCGCGAGCAUACAUCCCUCACCGCCUUUGUCUACCCAACCGUCGAUGGCUUCUAUGAAACGGCCACGAGCAAACACCGUGCGGACGGUGGCAGGUGACGGGGCACCACCCGUUGUCCUUACGGACCCAGAUGAUGAAUGGGCUCAUAAGCUGGGACAUGCAAACUUCACCAUUCAACCGGAGCCAUAUGUCCUCGAGACAUAUGAUGCCGAGUCUUUUCGGCAAUUCCGGAAAGACUGGGAACUGGCGCGCUGCAAUUAUGCAAAACACCUUGUUCGCACCGGCGAGCAUUACGGAGUGACCUCCAAGAUCUACCAGCUCACCCAAGAAAAGUGGCAGUCCAUCGACAGUGAAUGGAAGAGGAACUACGAAUCGAUGGUCGCCAACCUCGGGGUGUCUGAGGCGGCUGCGCUGGGUCUGACGACGUCGAAUAUCCAUCCCAGCGACCCGGUCAAGAUCCCACGUCUGCACGACAAGGACAAGUUUCCCGAGCUCGGUGAUGAGGAGAUUGUCGGUCCGAUCCAUCUCCCGACUUCUCUCCACUUCAUCGCAGUCGACACUCGUGAAGAAGGCCCCCUGGCCUUUCCUGACAAGAAUGAAGAAAGGAGAAGAGAUGGUUCUGGCAACAUUUAUCUUCUAUCUGUGAUAUAUUUUUUUAACACCCUUUUGACUAGUAGGAUUAAUGAAGUACCCUACAUAGCUCUACUGUACUGUACAUACGUACGUACAGUACAUGAGGUACUGUACAUGCAUAUGAUCCCGAUCCUGAGCAAAAUGUUUGCAAGUCACAAAGUCUCAAUCAGCAGGCCACCGGACGUCCAGGAAUACAAAUACAAAGAAGAAGAAGAAGAAGAAGAAGAAGAAGAAGAAGACAGAUAUCCGGAUAACGAACUUGUUAAGUAA